Dendronephthya gigantea is the source of this 1412-nucleotide messenger RNA. Its product is annotated as cell division cycle protein 123 homolog. Gene Ontology annotation, cellular component: cytoplasm. The record is from RefSeq and is a predicted model, not a curated record. The transcript has a single exon. Lineage: Eukaryota; Metazoa; Cnidaria; Anthozoa; Malacalcyonacea; Nephtheidae. The coding region runs from base 113 to 1102 and encodes 329 amino acids.
UUAUAUCCUUAUUGUUGCAUCAUUUUCCGCUAUUGUUGCGAGAGUCACGAAUGCGGUGAAAAAGUAAUCAAUCGUUUAUAAAGUUGAAACGCUUAUAAUUCGGGGAUUGAAAAUGAAGCAGAAACAUAUUUUAAAUUGUCAACUCUCUGAAUGGUAUAACGUUUUUAAGAACUGUUCAAUACGAAGCAUAAUUAUACCUCUUCCAUCCGAGUUUAUCGACUACCUAAAUCAAGAUGGCGUCGUAUUGCCAGGCAAUGAAGAUGAAGAAGAAAUAUUGCAACAUGAUAGCGAUUCAGAAUCUGAGGACUGGACAGCAGCUGAUGACUGCAACGCAACAACAGCAACUGCCCCAAACUUCACAGAACUGACAAAGAACAUUGAGAAUGCAAUACAAGAGCUUGGGGGUGAAGUUUUUCCCAAACUAAACUGGAGUGCCCCAAGAGAUGCUGCUUGGAUAAGUUAUAAUGGGACUUUGAAGUGUACCACAGCUUCAGACGUAUAUUUACUGUUGAAGAGUUCAGAUAGAGUAAGCCAUGAUAUAAAUAAUCCUUUUAGAAAAUGUGAAGAUGGUGAGGAUAAUACUUUGUUGGAAACAUCUGGAUUUUUCCUGGUACUCAGGAGAUGGCAAGAAAUCUCAUCCUCAACCGAGUUUCGUUGUUUUGUUAAGAAAGGUCAUAUCAUUGCAAUAUCACAACGAGACACAGCCAGCCAUUACCCAUAUAUUGCACAGAAUUAUGAUGAAAUACAUUCCCGAAUCAAGGACUUUUUUCACAAGAAGAUAUCUGGCAAAUUUCCUGAUAAUAAUUAUGUUUUUGAUAUAUAUAUCAAGUCAAGUAAGCUAAUAAAAUUGAUGGAUUUUAAUCCUUUUGGAGCUAUGACAGAUCCACUACUUUUUACAUGGGAUGAAUUGUCCCAGGUUGAACCAGAUGGGCAUGUUGAGCCUGUGGAAACCAUGUUUAGAUUUGUGACAAGUAGCACCGGUGUUCAACCAAGUCCAUUCCUUAGCAGUCGGAUGCCAAAGGAGAACUUAAAUUUAGUAUCUAGUGAUGAUAUCAACAAAAUGGUGGAUUUUCUGAAGUCCGCAGAAUCUAACAAUGAGUAACUAACUUAAUAUUGAGUAAAUAUUUGUAAAUUAUAGAAGCCAUGGAAGAAGCACAUAUUAAAUAUAACCUCUUUGUAAUCUCUAUAUCCUAAUUUGAUAAUCAAAGUAUUUAAUUUAGAAUCAAGUUGAUUAUCUAAAUGCAAAUGUUAACACCACAUAUAACUUUUCUAAAAUGGCAUAAGGUUUCAAAUUUUUACUCAUAAUCAUGGUCUCUGUUGCAAAUCCAAAGGAUAAUAGCUGAUUGCACAUGUUUCACAUGUAUUCAACAUAACUCACAUGGUUAAAUUUCUCGAAAUGCUUGUCAUACACA